Messenger RNA from Vicia villosa (hairy vetch), 2607 nucleotides. RefSeq lists its product as uncharacterized. NCBI's taxonomy places the organism in Eukaryota, Viridiplantae, Streptophyta, Magnoliopsida, Fabales, Fabaceae. The record is from RefSeq and is a predicted model, not a curated record. Gene Ontology annotation, biological process: telomere maintenance; DNA repair. Bases 1 to 2607 code for a protein of 868 amino acids. Gene Ontology annotation, molecular function: DNA helicase activity. The transcript has 5 exons.
AUGGAAUUCGAACGACUGAAUUGGUUGAGAGAUAAUCAAUCGAAAUUAAGAGUGGGCAAAUAUAAUAAUUUGACCGCUCAAACUGAUGGCGAUACAAGAAAUGAACACCAAAAGCGAGGAAAACGAGUUGUUCUGCCAUCAACAUUUGUUGGUAGCAAGAGAUAUAUGGAUCAACUAUAUUUUGACGGUAUGGCCAUUUCAAGUCGAUUGGGAUUCCCUGAUUUAUUUGUUACUUUUACCUGCAACCCAAAUUGGCCUGAAAUUAAAAGAGCAUUGUCAGGCACAGGUCUACAACCCCAUGAUAGGCCAGAUAUCAUUUCAAAAGUUUUCAAAAUAAAGUUUGAUACCCUCAUGGAUGAUAUUACAAAACACCAUGUUGUUGGAAAAGUGAUUGCAUGCUAUGACAGAAUAACAGCAGCAGUUUCAACAAAUAGCAAUCAACCUGUUGAUGAAAUCCAACAAUAUCUCGACUGCAGGUAUGUCUCUCCCAGUGAAGCAUGCUGGCGCAUUUACUCUUACAAUAUUCAUGGCAGAAAACCAGUUGUGGAACGUAUGUUCUAUCAUUUGGUUGGGGAGAAACCUAUAUACUAUACAGAUUAUGCACGCAUGGAAAAUGUGCUGGAAAAUGCAAGUGUGACUGAAUCAAUGUUUACUGCAUGGCUGGUGGCAAAUGCUAAAUAUGAAGAGGCACAAACAUUAACUUAUGGUCAAUUUGUCUCAAAGUUUGUUUAUCACAAAAAACAGAGAGAAUGGAAACCGCGGAAAAAAGGCUUCACCAUUGGACGUCUCAUAUGGGUUCCGCCAAUAACCGGUGAACUGUUUUACCUGCGCAUGAUGUUGACGGUGGCAAAAGGACCAACAACUUAUGAGGAAAUCAGGACCGUGGAUAACAUUCAGUAUGAUACAUUCAGAGAUGCAUGCUUUGCAAUGGGAUUUCUUGAAGACGACAAAGAAUACAUAGCUGCUAUAAAGGAGGCAAGUCAUUGGGGGACGGGUCAUUUUCUUCGAAAACUGUUUGUUAUCAUGCUUUUGUCUGGUGCUGUUAAUCGCCCUGCACAUGUUUGGGAACAAACUUGGCUCCUAUUAUCUGAUGGUGUCUUACAUACACAAAGAGCAUUGGCUGCAAAUCCAGAAUUGGUCCUCACACAAGAAGAGUUACAAAAUUUGACUUUAAUAGAAAUUGAGAAACUGCUUCAAGCAAAUAGAAGGACACUAAAGGAUUUUAGUCCUAUUCCAUAUCCGGAUGCUUAUGUUCUUGAACAGUUGGGAAACAGGCUCAUAUAUGAUGAGCGUAAUUAUGAUACAGCGUCAAUGAACUUAGAAUUUGAAAAUAUGUUUGCUGCUCUUACAGGAGGUAGAACUGCACAUUCAAAGUUCAGGAUACCGGUACCAACUAUGGACAAUUCUACUUGCAAGGUUGAAUUCAAGGAUGAUGUUGCAGACAUGUUACGACAGACAAAGCUUAUAAUAUGGGAUGAGGCACCAAUGGCGCAUAAGUAUGCAAUAGAAUUGCUUGACAGAACUUUGAAAGAUGUUAUGAGUGCAGACAAAAAUUCAACUGAUGUAUUCGGUGGAAAGGUUGUUGUUUUCGGGGGAGAUUUCAGACAGAUUUUACCUGUCGUCCCCAGAGGCAGUCGUUCCGAUAUUGUACACUGUGCCAUAAAUGCAUCUUACAUAUGGCAUUCAGUUGAGGUAUUAACAUUGACAAGAAACAUGCGGCUACGAACAGGAUCAACACAGACUGACAAAAAUGAGAUAGCACAGUUUUCAGAUUGGCUUUUAAGAAUAGGAGAGGGCCGAAUAUCGGAGCCUAAUGACGGCACCGCCGAAAUCAACAUACCACCUGAUAUUAUGAUAACAGAAUUCGAUGAUCCAAUUGUGGCCAUUGUCAAUACCACAUACCCUGAUUUCAUAAAUAAUUUCCAAUGUGUUGAUUACCUUAAAAGUCGAGCGAUACUUGCCUCUACACUGGAGAUUGUUAAUCAGAUCAAUGACCAUAUACUUAACUUGAUGCCAGUCAACAAUGCAGGAGAGAUUCGUGACUACUACAGCGCAAAUUCAGUUGACAAGUCUGAGAUUCAUGACCCAGCAGUAGUUGAUAUCCUCACGCCAGAAUUUCUAAGUUCCCUCCGAACAUCAGGUUUGCCAAACCAUCACUUAAAACUAAAGGUUGGGACACCUAUAAUGCUCAUGAGAAAUAUAGAUCAAUCUGAAGGUUUGUGUAACGGCACAAGGCUGUGUAUAACAAAGAUGGCAGCCCAUGUACUCGAGGCUUCAAUAAUGGGUGGUAAAGGUUUGGGAAAUUUGGUUUACAUACCUCGAAUGGACAUGUCACCAUCCCAAUCACCAUGGCCAUUCAAACUGAAUAGGAGACAGUUCCCUAUUAUAGUUUCCUAUUCUAUGACAAUCAACAAAUCACAGGGACAGUCAUUGGAUAAUGUUGGUUUGUACUUACCAAAAGAUGUAUUCACACAUGGCCAGAUUUAUGUCGCAUUGUCAAGAGUAACAACAAAAAAGGGAAUCAAAAUACUGAUACAUGAUGAAGAAAAGAAAUUCAGGGGGAAAACUACAAAUGUUAUGUAUAAAGAAGUUUUUAACAAUGUCUAA